AGCACCUCUACGAUCGUUGAUAUGGGCUGAUAUUCCUCGUGACCUUUUGUUUAUCAUCGGGUAGUAUGGCUGGAUAGCAUCUACCGCAGCGGGCCGAUCUAAUCAUCUUAAGUAUUCCAUGCAUGAGCUCGUGGCUCAAAAAAGGAUAUGUUUAUUAUCUAAGGAUACCACAACAUUGUACUUGCCAAGGUCAUCGACAUCGAAAAAUAAUGUUUCCACCAUUCUCUGUGAUGGACAGUACUGGAGCCGAUAUACAUGCCGGUUUGUUCGCUUCUUGCAUUUCAGGGUGUUUCACUAUUGCGCGAAACCUCAUCCGCAUUCGAGUACUUGUGUGUCCUAGGAAGUAUUAGACCGGUCGUACCUGGCUGUUUUACUGAACGGAUUAUUGGCUAGAGCAAUACACCUGGAAGUUCUCUUUGGACGAUGGACAAGCUCUGAGUGCCAGUG
Guyanagaster necrorhizus is the source of this 447-nucleotide messenger RNA. RefSeq lists its product as uncharacterized. NCBI's taxonomy places the organism in Eukaryota, Fungi, Basidiomycota, Agaricomycetes, Agaricales, Physalacriaceae. The transcript has 4 exons. The record is from RefSeq and is a predicted model, not a curated record. The coding region runs from base 123 to 350 and encodes 75 amino acids.